This is a messenger RNA of Acomys russatus (golden spiny mouse), 1481 nucleotides long. It is a transcript of the gene Nkapd1, whose product is annotated as NKAP domain containing 1. The coding region runs from base 563 to 1441 and encodes 292 amino acids. The record is from RefSeq and is a predicted model, not a curated record. NCBI's taxonomy places the organism in Eukaryota, Metazoa, Chordata, Mammalia, Rodentia, Muridae. The transcript has 6 exons.
GUGUGUUUGUGUGUGUUUGUGUCGGGAGGGCGUUUCGAGGGGAGGCAGCCGUGAGCGCCGAGGCCGCGGCGGGGCAGGGAGCCCGCUGACUGACAUGGGGGUGCUUUCCCUUACUUCCCCUUGGAAACCUCACGCUCCCCCUCAGGCACGCUAGACAGUUCCCGGGGCCCAACGGAAGGCCAUGCCCAUGCCCAGUUUCCCCAUUCUGUCCCGGGAUUGAAAACCGAGCCGCCGGGCGCCGUCCCAGCCCUGCGAGAGCGGGGAAUGCCCGGGUUCGCCUGCAGGCCGCGUUCCGCGCCUGCGCCCGCUCUGGCCUGGGUCCCGGAGAGAGAGCCGCCUGGCGGGCUCGCCUCGGGGAAGGCAGCCGUAGCCUGGGCCUCGGGUGAGGGCACGGUAACCGGUGGGAAGGCUGCGUUUUCACGAAGGACUCGGGUGAAGCUGCAGAGCUGCCUUUCAGCCCUGACUCCUUGGCUUCCUGGGUCGGAGGAGAUCUUGUAAUGGAGUGGUUCUUCGUCUCACACUAACAGGAUGCCUGAUUUCCUCAGGAUCGAGGGAUCAAAGAAUGUCCCGGGUUCCACUGGGGAAAGUCCUCUUGAGGAAUGUCAUCCGGCAUACAGAUGCUCACAAUAAGAUUCAGGAGGAGUCCGACAUGUGGAAAAUCAGGGAACUGGAGAAGCAGAUGGAGGGUGCUUACCAGGGGACUAGAGGGGACACAGCGCCCGGUGGCUCAAGUCGGAUGAGAAGUGAUGGUUUUGAUGAAGAAAGUCAGAGAGACUACUGGAGGCCAAAAAAUGAAAUUUCUGGGGCCCUGGAAGAUGAUUUUCUUAAGGCUAAAUCCUGGAACAAGAAGUUAUAUGAUUAUGAAUCUAAUAUACCAGACAGAUGGGGUCACAGUGGUUAUAAAGAAUUGUAUCCUGAAGAGUUUGAAACAGACAGUAGUGAUCAGCAAGACAUUACCAAUGGGAAAAAAACAUCUCCUGGGGUAAAAUCAUCUGCCCACGAAUCCCGAAAACAUAAGAAGUCAAAGAAGUCCCAUAAAAAGAAGCAGAAAAAACGGUCACACAAAAAACAGAAGAAAAACAAAAAGGAAGCUACAGAUGUAACAGCAGAUUCCUCAAGUGAGUGCUCAGAAGAAACCCGAGCUUCUAGUACCAGGAAAAGGAAGCAACCACACAAGAGCAAGAAAAAAUCCAGGAAAAAGUCUCCUAAAAAAUCUUUACCUUUAGGGGGAGAAAGCAAUACUUCCCAGUCAGAUGAUUCAGCAUCUAGCAGUUCUGAGGAAACUGAGGAGAGAGACACUAAGAAAACCAAAAGGAAAAAGAAAGAGAAAAGUGUUCAUGUUCCCGUGGCUAACCCUGAAGUGCAGGAGAGAACGAGCAAGCGCAGGAAUUGGAAAGUGGCUACCGAUGCAAGAUCUGCUGAAAGCUCAGAGGAUGACUAAGCUGGAAGACCACAGUCCUGACCCCCACUGACUGGCUGGC